Molecule: messenger RNA, 940 nt
Organism: Euleptes europaea (tarantolino)
Lineage: Eukaryota; Metazoa; Chordata; Lepidosauria; Squamata; Sphaerodactylidae
Gene: PCGF3
Product: polycomb group ring finger 3
Exons: 9
Coding region: 109-837 (242 amino acids)
Biological process (GO): regulation of transcription by RNA polymerase II
Cellular component (GO): PRC1 complex
Source: RefSeq, a predicted model, not a curated record
AUCCCUUUGGCAUCUGUAGUGUUAACUUUCAGGUUGUUCUUUUUCUAUCUUUUCAGGUCUCUGGAUGGCAGACUCUGAAAAGAAAUGCAGUUUUAAGAGACACCAAAGAUGCUGACGAGAAAGAUUAAGCUUUGGGACAUCAACGCCCAUAUAACCUGUCGUCUUUGCAAUGGUUACCUUAUUGAUGCUACCACUGUAACAGAAUGCUUGCAUACCUUCUGCAGGAGUUGCUUGGUAAAGUAUCUGGAGGAAAAUAACACCUGUCCCACAUGCAGAAUUGUCAUACACCAGAGCCAUCCACUACAAUAUAUUGGUCAUGACAGAACAAUGCAAGAUAUUGUUUACAAACUUGUUCCAGGUCUUCAAGAAGCGGAAAUGAGGAAGCAGAGGGAAUUCUACCACAAAUUGGGCAUGGAAGUACCAGGUGACAUCAAAGGAGAGACAUGCUCGGCCAAGCAACAUUUAGAUUCUCACCGUAACGGGGAAACAAAAGCAGAUGAGAGUACGAACAAAGAAACGUCGGAAGAGAAACAGGAAGAAGAUAAUGAUUAUCACAGAAGUGAUGAACAGGUAAGCAUCUGCUUGGAAUGCAACAGCAGCAAAUUACGUGGAUUGAAGAGAAAAUGGAUUCGCUGCUCGGCACAAGCCACAGUCUUGCAUCUAAAAAAAUUCAUUGCCAAAAAACUUAACCUUUCUUCUUUUAAUGAGCUGGAUAUAUUAUGCAAUGAAGAAAUUCUGGGCAAGGACCACACUCUCAAAUUUGUAGUUGUUACAAGAUGGAGAUUUAAGAAAGCGCCUCUACUGCUACAUUACAGACCCAAAAUGGACUUGCUGUAAGAACUAUUCUGUCCUUCUGGACGGUUUUUUUUUGCAGAGACUAUCAUCGGGCACCUUCUUCGCGCAUCACGCAAUUCACCCGUGAUACAAACCAGCAGAAUCC